CUCCGGCUGUGAAGAUGUUGGCUCUACUGAUGAUGAUGAUGUCUUCAGGGUUUUUCAUCCCCGGCUUUGCCCUCAGCUCUCAUUUCAGCUCAGAUGGUGCUCCACUGAGUGAGCUGUCCUGGUCAUCGUCCCUGGCUGUGGUGGCCAUCUCGUUCUCUGGUCUCUUCACCUUUGUCUUCCUCAUGCUGGCCUGCCUCUGCUGCAAGAAGGGCAAGAUUGGCUUCAAGGAAUUCAAGAAUGUGGAUGGGGAUGAGUACCAUGCAGACAUGUCCACCUUGGCCUCUCCGGCCUCCCAGGGCAGCCCUGAUGUGUACAUCCUACCGCUCACUGAGGUGUCCCUGCCUGUCGCCAAGCAACCUGCUCGAUCAGUCCAACUCCUGAAAUCCACGGAUCUCAGCCGCCACAGUCUUCUCUACCUGAAAGAGAUCGGGAAUGGCUGGUUCGGGAAGGUUCUUCUGGGGGAGGUGAACGUGGGCCUGAAUACCACCCAAGUGGUGGUCAAGGAACUGAAAGCCAGUGCCAGUGUGCAGGACCAGAUGCACUUCCUAGAAGAAGCACAGCCUUUCCGUGCCCUCCAGCAUCCUGCUCUGCUGCAGUGUCUUGCCCAGUGCACCGAGGUCACUCCCUACUUGUUGGUGAUGGAGUUUUGUCCUCUGGGGGAUGUGAAGGGUUAUCUCCGAAGCUGCAGAACCUCUGAAACCAUGACCCCAGAGCCCCUGAUUCUUCAAAGGAUGGCCUGUGACAUCGCCUCAGGGCUCCUGCACCUGCACAAACACAACUUCACACACAGUGACCUGGCUUUAAGGAACUGCUUGCUGACGGCUGAUGUCUCAGUGAAGAUCGGAGAUUAUGGUCUGGCCCACACAAAGUACAAGGAUGAUUAUUAUGUGACAUCAGAUCAGAUGUAUGUGCCCCUGCGCUGGAUUGCUCCGGAGCUGGUGGACGAGGUGCAUGGAAACGUGCUGGUGGCAGACCAGACCCAACAGAGCAACAUCUGGUCUCUUGGUGUGACAAUAUGGGAGCUGUUUGAGCUGGGAAACCAGCCCUACAGACACUAUUCUGACAGGCAGGUACUGACCUAUGCUGUUAGGGAGCAGCAGCUGCGACUGCCCAAACCGCUGCUCAAAGUGCCCCUAGCUGAGCGCUGGUAUGAGGUGAUGCAGUUCUGCUGGCUCCAGCCUGAUCAGAGACCCACAGCAGAGGAAGUUCACUUGCUGCUCAGCUACCUAUGUGCCAAGGGGGCCAGUGAGGCCGAAGAGGACUUUGAGAAGCGUUGGAACUCCCUGCGUCCCAAUACUGGAUUCAGCAGUCAGCGUGGUACUUCAGCAAUGUCACAGGACCACCCCUCAUCAACCUCCUCAUCUUUCCCACUCUUAGAACUUUUUUCAGCUGGUGAUGGCUACCAAUCAGAGUCUGGGGAUGACAUACUAACGGUCACUGAGACCAGCCAUGGCCUAAACUUUGAGUACAAGUGGGAGCAAGCCACGGCAGACCAGUCAUAUAGAACCCCAGACACUUCUAGUACCUUGGGUCAGGUAAACCAUCAUUGUCAGGAAGCAUUUUACCCACCUGGAGGCAUUGUGGGAGGCUGCCCUAUGGAAAGUCUGAGCCAUGGAGCUUCUCCUUCAUACUAUCAACCAAAACAUCUACACGCUCCAGGUGUACUUCCUGUCCUCAGUGCCCAUAGCCCCUCAGUAAACAGUGAAUACUACAUUCGCAUUGAGGAGCCAGUAGACUGUAACAUUGAUCUGGACUACACCAUGGCCUCCUACAGCCCAGACUACCAGGGCAGCAGUGGGAGCUUCCUGACUGGAAGUGCAGACUCGGGUGAGUGCAUGGCCUGCCCAUCACAGGCUAAAAGCAUGGCUCCUUAUUGGUCAGCUGACAUCCAUAAAUCUGACAUGUAUGACUCCAAUGACUCAAGUCCUGCCAUCUCCCUGACGAUGGAACCCCUUUUAGGUCAAGUGUCGGAUAACAGCCCCCUACGACCCUGGGAGUCUAGUCACUAUGUGUCCUAUAAAGAUCGAGAUGGGGGUUACUACUAUGAUCACUCACCACCUUUGGGAAUAGAUCACUAUUUUAUUGGAGGUGAGCACUCCAGUGAGCAUCAUCAGGAAAGCUGGGGGUCAAGAAGCCUGCGUCAGGCUUUGGGUGAGUUGGAAAACCCGCUAGGAAUAUCCCCAUCUGUAAACAGUCUGCCUCAACAGGUUUACCGAGAUGCAUACUUGGACACAAGUCAGACAUCCAUCAUAGGAAAGAAUGUAACUGGAGGCUAUUAUGACAUGAUGGGUUCCCUGAGGAAGACUAUGCCCAGCCACACAAGACACAACAGCCACUCUGUCAGUAUCAACAUGGAGACUCAGGGGGCCCUCUUCAUUGGACACAGAGACAGUGAUUCGGAAGAGGAAGAAGAGGACAUAUUUGUUGAGAGACACACUUGUAAUACUUGGCCUUCAAAGCACCGCCACAGCAGUGCAGGUCACCAGAGACGGGCGAGCCAUAGUUGCCGACAGGACACUUACGCUGACUUCCAUUAUACGAUGCCAAGUACAGACAUCGAGGAUUCCUGGCCAGAAGGGCACAGCAUGGCCUUCCACUCUCUACCCAAACCCAUUGAUUAUCUUGAGCCACACCAGGUCAAAGAUAACAGUGCCUGCCUCGGUUUGAGUAAACAUCAUGCUAUGGUGCCCUCAGAAAACUGCAAUACCUACAUCUACCUGUGCCAUGAAGGUGAGACUCAGGUGCCAACAUCUGGAGAGUGUUGCCACUCACACUUUGUUGACCCACUCACUGGCUUGCUAGUUAGAAACACUGGCUUCUGCCACAACUACAGUCACACUAACUACAGAGAUAAAGUCAUUGACAUGCCAAGCAAUGAAGAGAUGAUCAAUCUGUCACCAGCUCCAGGGGGUCCCAUUGUGGCCAAAUCUACUCUGAAAAAGUCUGAGGACUGUGGAGAACAGUAUGUUGAUCUUACAACCGAUGAGCUCCAGUUUAAAGAGAAGAGGGAGGAUGUAAUCAAGGAAAUCACACAAAAACUGCCAGAACCUAGAAAAGAAGCGGUGACUCUGACAAUGACUAAAGCCACUCAAGCCACUCCACCUCCUGAUGAUAACGUGCAUGUGAUGGUGGCCAUCACAGAUCCACAGUCAGAAUUGAGUCACACCAGUGACAGUGGUGUUGACCGUGGAGGCUCCAAUGUCAGCCUCGCUGACAUCCUUGACUGCAGUGACGAUGAUGAAGAAGAAGAUAUCACAGACGACAUCACUGAUGUUACCUCAGGCAUCUUCGCUGAUGAGUCCAGCGAGCUGAAUGCUUCCCCUGCCUUCAAGUUGCUACAAAAGCAGGUGGGAACACCUGACUCCAUGGAUUCCAUGGAUCUGCCAUCUGUAGCUGGCUCUUGUGAAGGCUCCAGCCCUGCAUCCUCCCACCCCUCGAACUCACCUAAAGCUAUGGACAGUGGCUAUGACACAGAGAAUAACGAGAGCCCCGAGUUUGUUCCCAAGGAACCUCAUGAACCCCGUGAACAGCCUUUGGCAAAACCUACCCUUGAUGUCAGUCUGGAGGAGGACGAGGUGCUGGAGGAGCAUGGACCUGAAGCUAAAGCGGUGCCCACAGAGGGUGAGCAUUUAUUGGGUGAAGAUUUGGCACUAGCAGCCUCACAGACAGGUGACCCCAUUCUGUUACCAUUGAGCGAUAAGACUCCAUACAGAGACUCUGCCUACUUUUCAGACUAUGAGAAUGAAAAGCAGAGUCGGGAUGAGAGAGAAGAACUCCAAAUGGGCAAAGCAGAUGAAGAAAAUGUUGAAAAAGAACCAGACAUUGCAGAAAAGAAGGCUGCAAAAAGGAAAAGUGAAGAAGAGGAAGAACAACAGGAUGCUGUGGCAAACAAGGACAUAAAACUUGAAAUGAAGCAAAGAUUACCAAACACAACAGAAUUCUCUUCUCCACCAGAUGCUGAGGAGUACUUGACAGAGGAAUGCUGCCAAGAUGAGACAUUAGGGCUUCCUCCAGAGCCUUCUGAUACUGAGGGAGCACUGGAUGAAUGGCCAUCACAGGAAGAGAGCUCAUCUUUGGGAGACUGGGCAGCUGAGGUGGUUGGGGCCAUGGAAGAAGCUCUCGGUGCCCUGAAUGGAGAUUGUGCCACCAGUGUGAAGGUAGAUAAGGAGGAAGCAGAUGACAUAAAAGACUCUGCUCAAAGUUCAGAAACUGCAAAGGAGCCAGCAAUCAAGACAAGUCAGAACAGGCUGUCAGGGACAUCUGGUGAAAUCCUACACACUUUACCCAAAGAUGAGGUAGCCUUGCAGCACACGGCAAACACCAGACGGUUUUCUUCUUCCUCUCCACCACCUCCACCCACCCCUCCACCUCCACUCCCUGCAACAGAGGGCCGAGUAUCUCCAGCCGACGGGGAAGAGGCCGAUGAGGAGGACGGUGAUACCGAUGAUAGUGACGAGUCAGACGAGGAACUGCGAACCUACAAUAUGCAGGAACAGAGCGGAGGGGAAGAGAGUGAGGAAGAGUGCCACCCAGUGCCUAUUGUGGUGAGCGACAACAGUGAGGCCCACAAACUGCGCAGCCUGCUCAAGAUGCCAACCUUGCUCACUGCAGAGAACCUGGAGGAGGAGCUUGAACACAAGAAGAAAACAGUGUCUUUUUUUGAUGAUGUUACCGUGUACCUCUUUGAUCAGGAAAGCCCAACUAAAGAGCUGGCUGAGCACGGCUUCCCUUUAGGAGCAGAAGGUCAGACUUCACAAAGCAAACCCCAAGAGAGGGUUAAUCCCUCAGAUGACUCUUCAGAUGGGAACAUUUCAGAGGAGAGUGCAGGAUUUGAGUGGGAAGAUGACUUCCCCCUACUUCCUCUGCCAACAUCCUCUGCUGCAUCUGACUCCCCUCCAUCCUGUCCCAUCACCAAAACCCCAGACACUAAGCCAGCCAUGCAGUACUCCCGCUUUACUGUCUCUCCCUCCAACGUGUCCCGGUUUUCCAUCACUCAUAUCUCAGACUCUGAUAUGGACUCUGCAGGAGGAAGCAGUGAAGAUGGAGAAAAAGAAUAAGAAGCUGUGGAGAUUUACUGCCUCUUUAUGACAACAACUUGGCCUACGAGCAUGACUACUGAUUUCAUUUUAAACAUCAGGUUUUAGAAACAAGACAGUGCCUCUUACCCCCCGUGGACACUUUUGAAAGGUCCGUCUCACCACAAUGUAGGACCGGUCUGAGCUGUUUCGAAUAUUGAAAAGAGAACGGUUAAUAUAUAACAUUUCCAGAAUAUUAAUAUAUACAGUAUGUAUGAUGAGUUUAAGAAACCAGGGGAAACUUGUAUGUUAAAUUCUACAUAUUUUUUGGAACAAAGUAGAAGGACAGGACCUUUGAAAAGCAUUGCAUUUGCCAUUUCAUUCACUUUCUGAUUUAUGAUGGGAGCAUUCAUAAGCAUGUGGAGUCACCUGGACUUUAUAAACUGACACAAUGUCAGCUUUUGGACUUUUCAACAAAGGAUGAGCACUUUGAACAAGACUGCAUAGCUCCACAGACUUUAUAGUUUUUAGGAAAUGGUUUUACUUGUAUUAAUGAAUAUCAACAAGAAUCUUUGAAGUAUCACAAGUAAUAUAACGUCAGUAUUUGGGAUUAUUCAAAGGCGUGCUGGAAGGAAGCAGAGGGAAUCCUAAUGGCUGUCUGGUUACACAAUGUUUUCUUUUUUGAGGAAACAGCUGAGCAAACCUUGACCACCUAAUAUUUUCUGAUUUCUUACAUUGUUGCAUCAGAACCAACUGUACUGUUUUACAUGAAUAUCAUUCUCUUUACCAAACUGAGUCACAGCACCACAAGCACAGCCAACCCCUCUUUACUGGAAGCAUCAGACAUAACAUUGAGACCAUAAUGGCCAGAAGUAAUGAGGACAUUUCAGAUUGAAUUCUUAUUAAAGUUUUCGUAUAAUAUAGCAAUGCAUGGUUUGAAGUCACUACAAAAUAGUAGUUGUAAAAAUUUGUUGCUAUGAAACAAAAGGAAAGAGAUUUUUUUUUUGUUUGUUUGUUACACGUGUUCAUUAAAAUCUAUUUGUGCUCCUCAUCUAAAAGAAAUUGGCAUUUGAAAAAGUAAAACAAAUAGUGAUAUGGGCCAGUAGGGGUGGGCAAUAUGAAUGAAAUUUUUUAUCAUGGCAUGUGUGCACUGGAUCUUAAGCUCUAAAGUGGAGACAACAUGUCUGUUUUUGGUUAACCAGCAAAUACCUGACACAAAAAGUCAUUUCAUCACAUUGAUGCAAAGCUACUGUUAAUUCAACAUUGCUAGAAAGCAGUAAUACUCACUGAUGUGCACCAAGAUCUAGUAUGGCCUACUUCAAUCCAAGGUACUCAAGGUAUAUAUAAUUCUUUUCCACCAACAUGGUGCUGGUUCACAGUCUAGAACCACUUCGUGUAAAAAAAGUUAAUGACAAAGCUAAGAAACUGCUGAGCCUGCUGCUAUUUAUAAUAAUGUUUUGGUUUUUUUAAAAACUCGAGGUCAGAGCAUGACCUUCAGCAUGCAUUGGAGUGGCCGGGAUGUGUCAGCACCUCUAAGUCUGAGGCUCUAGUUCUGUCCUAUUCGUGAGAAGGUGGAACAUGAGAUGGAUUGGUUAAGCUUCAUCAGUAAUGUGUGUGAAGUGCUGGACUGUUGUGAUGAAGAGAGAAGCUUUACCAGCCCAUCUACGCUCCAACCGUCACCCCCUGGUCAUGAGGGGUAAUGACUGGAAGGCAGUCCAAAUGAGUUUCCUCUGUUGGGUGGCAGGGCUCAGUUUUAGAGACAGGAUGAUCUGAACAUCCAGAGGGAGCAGGACAGACAGCUGCUGUUUCUUCACGUUGAAAGCAGCCAGUUGAGGUGGUUCAGGUAUCUGAUUAGGGUACCACCUGUGCACUUCUCUUUGGAGGUUAUCCAGACUUAUUGAGACGUGAGGGUAGACCCAGAACCCCCUGGAUACAUCUCACCUGGCCAAACAAACUGGAAAGUGUUGCUGGGAAUCAGGAUGCCUGGAGUACCCUGCUGAGCCUGCUGCCACCAUUAAUUACCACCAUUAAUUAACUUUAGACAAGAGAAGAUAAUGGAUGGAUGGUUUGAUUAAUAACUCAUCCAUCUUGAAAUUGGAGUUCAGAAGUGUAGCUGCUUUGAUAAUGAUGGUCACAUCUGCCCCAACAAUAGCAUGACAGAGUCAAAAACCAAUGGGUUACCUCAGUGUGGCUACAUCCAUCUUUGAUACACAAUCUAUGACUCUGCUGCUGAAAAACUGGUUGUCACACCUGUCAUAUUGGCUCUCAAUAGGCACCAAGGCAGACGUGUCAGCAGCACCACUUUGGUGGAAAGAGGUAGCAGAUACUAUGGUAGAAAAUUUUUUUCAUUGGUACCGUCACCAUUCACCAUCAUAUUGCUCAGCCCUACAGGCAAAUAUCUCCAGCUACCCAACAGCAUCAAAAUGUUGUUUUUGUCUGCACACAGGUUUGUCUGAAUAAAUGAGCUUUUUGUGUUUGUAAAUUGGCUCAUUACACAUCCAGUAUUUCUCUGCUCAUUUUCUACCAUGUUAUGUUUAGAACCACUGCCUUGCUCCUUGCUGUAUAUUGGCUACUCUGAGCUUGUUUGGAGCAGAUUUGUAUAAUGAUUCUGAUAUUAGAAGAUGAACUGUUUAAGAUCUAAAACAUAAAGUCUGGUCUAAAUGAUAAUAAUUUGGUUUAGUCACAGAGAAGAACAACCCCAAGCUCUGACUGAGUUUCUAUAGCACUCAAAAAUGAAUCAGUUUGAGCCACGCGGCUGUUAAAUGAAUCCUAAUGAGUCUGAUCAGCUUGUUGAAUAGAGGGCUGAUGAUGAUAAUGCUGUCCUGCUUUGCUCUGCGUGUAUCAGUGUGAGGAAGUGAAAGAUUGAUGGAAAAGAAGGACUCCACCUUUGACAAACACCCAGUGAUCAAACAUGUUGUGUCUUAAAUGUUUGUUUGCCUUCCAAGGCUUUAAUAUUCUGUAACACUUUAGGAUAGAAUCAUCUAGCUGGCUGUCAGUAAUAUUUUUGUAUCUCAACAAAAAUACUUUUUAAGAGUAUUGUUGUACUGUAUCUGUGAGGGAGAGAAGAAAAAACUCUGUUCUGUUUAUUGUUGCCAAAGAGUCGCUGUGUUUUUGGUCCGGAGGGGGAAGUCUAGUUUGUGUUUGACCCCAUAAUGAGGACAGUCAGGAGGAUCACUGAUGGUGCACAUUUGCAGGAGAGAUUCUGGUUGGGAUGCUGUCGUAAUGUGUGUCCCUAAAAGGACUCGGUCACAUUAUUACUUUCUGUACCUUCUAUCAAGUAUAAAUAAAACCUGGUUUACACAUGUCAAAAUA
Molecule: messenger RNA, 8327 nt
Organism: Archocentrus centrarchus (flier cichlid)
Lineage: Eukaryota; Metazoa; Chordata; Actinopteri; Cichliformes; Cichlidae
Gene: lmtkb
Product: apoptosis-associated tyrosine kinase b
Exons: 14
Coding region: 15-5057 (1680 amino acids)
Biological process (GO): peptidyl-tyrosine autophosphorylation; brain development
Molecular function (GO): ATP binding; protein tyrosine kinase activity
Source: RefSeq, a predicted model, not a curated record